Messenger RNA from Cetraspora pellucida, 3525 nucleotides. NCBI's taxonomy places the organism in Eukaryota, Fungi, Glomeromycota, Glomeromycetes, Diversisporales, Gigasporaceae. The record is from the annotation of a GenBank genome assembly.
AUGAGCAACAAUGAUAAUGUAUUUCAUUAUUUAGACAGUGGGCUGGAGGAUAUUUCUAUUCAAAGUGUCUAUAUAGAGGAAGAAGAUCUUAAUCUUCUUUUAGCAGGUUAUAAAUUUAACCGAUUCCGUCUUUAUAUAUAUUAUAUCCUCUGCGUUUUGACCGGAGGAACUUUUUAUCUUGUUUGUCGAUGGAUACCGAAAUUAUGGGUUUCGUUGGUAGGCAACGUCUGUGAGCUAGGAAAAGCAGAUUGGGUGGUUGUGAAGAAUCAAUGGGGAGAUAUAUCAAUCGAAUAUGUAACUCGUAAAUAUUACGGUGGAACCAUAUCUUCAGUCUUCUCAGUUGAUAAUUCUGAAGACAAUAACGUUUCUAGGCUUACCUCUUAUCGAUCCGAUGACAUUUUACAUAACUUGCACUUUUUUGAUCAUCGUUAUAUUCGAUUCAUUUACAGCCCUAUAUUAGGGAAAUUCAUACAGAAUAACUUUUGGAAAGACCCUGCAUGGGUAUCUGUUGACGUGUUGAAAAAUGGAAUUGAUCGUGAGAUUCAUAACGAACGUGAAAUUAUCUUUGGUCAAAAUUUGAUUGAUAUUAAAGAAAAGUCUACCAGUCAACUUUUAAUUGAAGAGACUAUGAAAAAACUUCGUGAAAUGUCAAAAUUUGUUUGUAAUGUACGAACACUUCGUGGUAAUCUCUGGAGAACUGUCUCAUCAGAAGAUUUAGUGCCUGGAGACGUAUUUGAAAUAUCUGAUAGGAAUUUACACAUUUUUCCAUGUGAUGCUGUUUUAUUGUCAGGCGAUUGUAUUGUGAAUGAAAGCAUGCUCACUGGAGAAUCUAUCCCUGUGUCCAAAUUGCCUAUUGAUGAUACGUCUUUGAAUAUAUUGGACUUAACCUCCACCAAUGUUCGACCGGAAGUGGCCAAACAUUUUUUGUUUUCCGGAACGAAAAUUGUACGAGUGCGUCGGGCCAAGAAUAGUAUUACGUCAUCUAGUGCAGAUACCGGCAACAUAUCUGAUGAUGACGGAGCUUUAGCAAUGGUCGUACGAUUUAACACAACUAAAGGUUCUUUGAUUAGAUCAAUGCUGUUUCCGAAACCACAUAAAUUCAAGUUUUAUCGCGAUUCAUUUCGUUUCAUUGGUGUUUUGGCUAUAAUUGCUGCAAUUGGCUUUUUGAUUAGUACUUAUAAUUUCGUUAGAUUGGGUGUAAAUACUGUUUUAAUAAUUUUGCGUGCGUUGGAUUUAAUUACUAUUGUGGUUCCUCCUGCAUUACCUGCAACAAUGACCAUUGGUACAAAUUUCGCUAUUGGAAGAUUAAAAAAAGAGGGAAUAUUUUGUAUUAGUCCACCAAGAGUUAAUGUUGGAGGAAAGUUAAAUGUCAUGUGUUUUGAUAAAACGGGCACGCUUACAGAAGACGGAUUAGACGUUUUAGGUGUUCGUUUUAUCAAUCAAAUUUCACACAGGUUCACGGAGCUUCAUACUACGGUCGACACAAUCUUUAAAAAUGAUAGUUACAAGACUAAUAAUUCUAUUCCUCCAAUAUUGUGUGCCAUGACUACAUGCCAUUCUCUUAAAUUAGUCAAUGGUGAACUAAUUGGUGAUCCACUUGAUUUAAAAAUGUUUGAUUUUACCAAAUGGAUACUUGAAGAAAGUGGACAAGGAGUUUCAUCUAGUACAUUAGGAUUGUCAGCUGGAUCAGCACCCUCUGGGAGACCGAGUAGCCCAACGACUGGAAAUGGUGGCAUAGUGCCAACAGUGGUUAGACCACCUAAUAGUAAACAAUUUGAUUUGACAGAAGUACUUAAUGUAGAAGGAAAAAACAGUGAUGGAAAACCUACACCAUACAUAGAGUUAGGAAUAAUUCGAUCCUUCGAGUUUGUUUCAUCAUUACGACGUAUGAGCGUACUCGUAAAACGCCUACGAAAUCAAACAAUUGAAGUUUAUGUUAAAGGAGCACCAGAAGUGAUGCGCGAUAUUUGUAAAACCGAUUCCUUUCCGGAGGAUUAUGAUGAAUUAUUACAUUAUUAUACACAUAAUGGCUUUCGCGUAAUUGCAUGCGCUUCUAAAAGUUUCACUGAUCUCAGUUGGAUGAAGGCUCAGAAGAUCAAAAGAGAACAGGUAGAACAAGAUUUAGAGUUUAUAGGCAUUAUAGUCUUCGAGAAUAAAUUGAAGCCUGGUACAGCCUCAGUUGUUGAAACUCUCAAAAGGGCCAAAAUACGACAGAUAAUGUGUACUGGUGAUAAUGUUUUGACUGCAAUAAGUGUUUCUCGUGAAUGUGGAUUGGUCAAUAAGGCGUCAAAAGUUUAUGUACCAAGAUUCGUUCAAGGGUCAUCUUUAAGUUCACGAGCAUCCAUUUUAUGGGAGAGUUUGGAUAACCCCAAAGAUUCACUGGAUUCAACAACAUUAAAACAAAUUAUUUCUGUAUCGCAGGAUUUUCCUAACGAUUAUCCGUUUAUUAGUCCUUAUGAAUACGACCUUGCAGUGACUGGAGAUGUUUUUCGUUGGAUUAUAGAUUAUGGAGAUGAAAUGACAUUUACUCGGAUGCUUGUCAAAGGUCAAAUUUUUGCACGUAUGUCACCAGACGAGAAACACGAAUUAGUAGAAAAAUUACAGGAAAUAGAUUAUUGUGUUGGCUUCUGUGGUGAUGGUGCUAACGAUUGUGGAGCACUUAGAGCGGCUGAUGUUGGGAUGUCACUUUCUGAUGCUGAAGCUUCUGUUGCAGCUCCAUUUACGAGUCGUAAGAUGGAUAUCGGCUGUGUUAUCGAAGUUAUUAAAGAAGGUCGAGCAGCCCUAGUCACGAGUUUCAGUUGCUUUAAAUAUAUGGCACUGUAUAGCAUGAUUCAAUUCACAACAGUUAGCAUAUUAUAUUAUUAUGGGUCUAAUUUGGGGAACCUUCAGUUUCUUUAUAUAGAUUUAUUCUUAAUAUUGCCCAUCGCAGUUUUAAUGGGGCGUACGGAACCAUUCCCACGCAUACAUCCCAAACGUCCAACCGCAAGUUUGGUCUCCAAAAAGGUAUUAACGUCGGCGAUUGGACAAAUUUUAAUCCAGUCAGGAAUUCAAUUCUUAGUUCUUGUAAUUAUACACAAUCAGUCAUGGUAUCGAAAACCAACCUUUAAUCCGGAUGAGACAGAUAUAAAAAAUUUUGACAAUUCGAUAUUAUUUUUAUUAUCAUGUUUUCAAUACAUUAUCAUCGCAGCGGUGUUUAGUGUUGGACCUCCAUAUAGAAAACCGAUGAUUACGAAUGUUCCAUUUAUAAUCACGACGACUUUGUUUACUUUUAUUACGGCAGCAAUCCUUUUAUCACCUUCAAGUCUUAUUAUAAGCUUAUUAGAACUAGAGAACAUUGACUAUCUUUUUAGAUGGUAUCUACUAGCUAUUGUAGUAGCUGACUUUCUUAUCUCGUUAGUCAUGGAGAAAUACGUCUUUGAAGUUAUUUCACAAUGGAUAGGUAUUGCAAUAGUUAAAUCGGACAAAAAAAUGUUUAAAAAAAUAUUAAAUGAAAUGGACACUAGAGACGCUGUAAAUUAUGUUUAA